This is a messenger RNA of Aphidius gifuensis, 1713 nucleotides long. Its product is annotated as stabilizer of axonemal microtubules 2-like. The coding region runs from base 226 to 1647 and encodes 473 amino acids. The transcript has 6 exons. The record is from RefSeq and is a predicted model, not a curated record. Gene Ontology annotation, molecular function: microtubule binding. Lineage: Eukaryota; Metazoa; Arthropoda; Insecta; Hymenoptera; Braconidae.
AUUAAAAAUAUUUUUUUAAUAUAAACAUUAUCACAUAGCUAGUUCAAAUGAAUUUACAUAAUUUUAUUAUAUUUUUUUUUAUAAAAAACCUUUUAUUUUUAGCUAAAAAAAAUUGAUAAAUCAAUUAAUUUUUUUGGAGUAAUUUAUUUGAUAUUAAUUGUAUGUUGUAUAGAUAAUUUUUUAAAAUAAUAUUUUAUUUUGAAAGAAAAUUUGUUCAUAAAAAUAAUGGAAGUCAUACAAUCAUUACCAAAAACAAAUCAACUUGGUACUUCUAGAUAUCGUCCAACACCAAGACCCGGUACAGGAAGAAAAUGUGUCCAAGGAAGAUACGUACAACCUCCACGAGUUGCUUCAUUUGCGCCUCAAAAAACUUACUGUCCUCCAACAAAACCCCUAGAAGGUCAAUCAACAUAUCACGAGUCAUAUUUAAAUAAUGAUAAAUCAUCUUACACAAGAGCACAAUCAUUCAAGCCAACAUAUACUUUAAAAACAAUUAAAGAUAAAUUUGAAGAUGGAACAACUAACAAGAUAUCAUACAAACCAGUAUGGAAUGUUGUCAAGGCUCAUCCAAUUGUUCCUCGCCAAAAGAACUUGUUUGCCUUCAAAGGACCCAUGGAAACAUCAACAACAGUACGUCAUGAUUUUGGUCCAAAAAAUGUUGAUAAACCAGCAUUGGUUAUUCCAUGUGGAAAUAUUAAAAGUUUUAGUGGAACACUUGAUGAUAGAACAACUUCUGGUACAUCUUAUAUUAAUCCUGGAAAAAUAAUACCAACAGAAAGUUUUAAACCAUCAAUAAAAUAUUGUCCACCACAAGAAGCAAUAUUAAAUGAAACAACUCAAAAAUUAAGCUAUCAACCAUAUCGUGUUGAACAAAGAGAAAAAUAUCCAUGGACAGAAAAACCAUCAUACGUACCACCAAAUGAAGCAAUGGUAUCAUCAACAACUUACUCAAAUAGUUUUUUUCUUAAUCAACAUCCACAAAAAGAAAAACCAUUUAUUCCAAAUGCAAGUAAUGAUUUAUUUCCAACGGGUCAAAUGAUGAAAACAAGUCUUUAUCAUGAUUGUUUUGUUCCAAGAGAAAUAACACCAGUUGUUCCAGUUGUACCAUGUGGAAAUAUUUUAAUAUCAAAUCAAAAAAUGACUUGUGAUACGACAAAUAAACUUAGUUUUUUGGGUGUUAAAGCUGAAGUAAGACAACCAUUUCGUCCAAAACAAAGAAAACAUGGUAAUCAAGGCCCAAUACAAUCAGCAACAACAAAUCGUUGUGAUUAUAUUCCAAAAAUGGUACCAAGACCAGAAGUUGUUAUUCCAUGUGAUAAUAUUAAAAAUUCAUCAGAUCCAUUGAAUGACACAACGACAUCAGGUUCAUCGUAUAAAUAUUCAGGUCCUCAACCACCACCACAAAGCUACAAACCACAAAAUCAAUAUCAAAAACCAACUGUUAAUAUUGACGGAGAGACUAUUAAUAAAUCAUCUUAUUUACCAUGGGCAACGCUGCCAAAAGAAGAUUAUCCAUGGGCUAAAAAAGCACAGUAUAAAGCACCAAAAGAAAAAAUGACUGGUGAUUCAAGUUAUAAUGCUAGUUAUGCUGCACCAGGUUAUUUCAUUGAAGAAUGUGGUGAUGAUGUACAAAAUCUUGAUACUUAAAAACCUGUCUUAAUAAAUUCAAUAAAUAAAAAAUAUUAAAUUUAAAAAAAAAAAAAUAAUAAAACA